This is a messenger RNA of Colletotrichum chrysophilum, 1395 nucleotides long. RefSeq names its product Delta(24)-sterol C-methyltransferase. The coding region runs from base 1 to 1395 and encodes 464 amino acids. The record is from RefSeq and is a predicted model, not a curated record. The transcript has 4 exons. Gene Ontology annotation, molecular function: squalene synthase [NAD(P)H] activity. Lineage: Eukaryota; Fungi; Ascomycota; Sordariomycetes; Glomerellales; Glomerellaceae. Gene Ontology annotation, biological process: ergosterol biosynthetic process; farnesyl diphosphate metabolic process. Gene Ontology annotation, cellular component: endoplasmic reticulum membrane.
AUGGGCGCCCUCUACUAUGUCCUCCACCCGAACCAGCUUCGCUCCAUCAUUCAAUGGAAGGUCUGGCACGAGCCUGUCCACCGCCGCGACCCCUCCAAGGAAGACCCGACACUGAGAUCAUGCUUCGAAUUCCUGAACAAGACCAGCCGUUCCUUCUCCGCCGUCAUUCAGGAGCUCAACCCCGAGCUGCUCGUCCCCGUUGCUCUAUUCUACCUCGUCCUGCGCGGACUCGACACCAUCGAAGAUGAUAUGACGAUCGACAUCAAGGAGAAGGAGCCUUUGCUGCGAAAGUUUGACACCCUGAUGGAGACGGACGGAUGGACAUUCACCGGCAAUGGCCCCAAUGAGAAGGAUCGCGAACUUCUGGUGCACUUUGACGACAUCAUUGUCGAGCUGAAGAAGCUCAAGAAGCCCUACUACGAGAUCAUUAAGGAUAUCACAAUCAAGAUGGGCAACGGCAUGGCCGACUACGCCCUCGACACCGAGCUCAACGCGAACGGUACCAACACCAUCAAGGAAUAUGAGCUGUACUGCCACUACGUGGCCGGUCUGGUCGGCGACGGUCUGACCCGCCUCUUCGUUGAGGGCGACCUGGCCAACCCGAAGCUCCUCGAGCGUCCCGAGCUCACCGAGUCCAUGGGCCAGUUCCUGCAAAAGACAAACAUCAUCCGUGAUAUCCACGAGGACUACCUCGACAAGCGCGCGUGGUGGCCCAAGGAGAUCUGGAGCAAGCACGUAGACAAGUGGGAGGACCUCUUCAAGCCCGAGUACCAGCGCCAAGCCCUCGAGUGCAGCUCAGAGAUGGUCCUCAACGCGCUCAAGCACGCCGAGGAUUGCAUCUUCUACAUGGCCGGCAUCCGCGAUCAGAGUGUCUUCAACUUCGUCGCCAUCCCCCAAAGCAUGGCCAUCGCCACCCUCGAACUCGUCUUCCGCAACCCCGCCAUCUUCAACAGCCACAUCAAGAUCACCAAGGGCGACGCAUGCCAGCUCAUGUCCGAGUCAACGCAAAACCUGAUGGUAGUCUGCGACGUCUUCAGGAGAUACGUCCGCCGGAUACACAAGAAGAACGACCCGCGCGACCCCAACUACGUGCAGAUCAGUGUGCAGUGCGCCAAGAUUGAGCAAUUCAUCGACUCAUUGUUCCCGAGACAGGACCCCAAGAAGCUCGGAGAUGCGGCGAAACAAAAACAGCGGGGCGAGCCGGGCAUGGACCCAGGCGAAGCCUUCAUAUUGGGCGGCAUGGUCCUGCUGACCCUCUUUUUUGUCUCUGCUCUUAUGAUUGGAACGGCGUGGUUCUUUGGUGCGCGCUUCGACACGCUCUGGAAGUCGGACAGCGUCUACUGGCCCGGCAUGGAGCCCAACGCGGCCAAGCCGUUGGAGCACAAGGAGCUGUAA